Molecule: messenger RNA, 1044 nt
Organism: Sturnus vulgaris (Common starling)
Lineage: Eukaryota; Metazoa; Chordata; Aves; Passeriformes; Sturnidae
Gene: MIX23
Product: mitochondrial matrix import factor 23
Cellular component (GO): mitochondrion; mitochondrial intermembrane space
Source: RefSeq, a predicted model, not a curated record
UCUCCGCGACUGGAGGAGGCGAAGGGGCCGCGAGGCCGCUGCCGGUGGAGAUGCCCGGCCGGGGGCCGCUGCGCCGGGGGCCGCGCUCCGGCGGGUCCCGCCCCGCUCCGCCCCGCGCGUCAUCCCGGCUCCCCGCCGGAUUGGGCGCCGCCGCGCCCUCGGCCGAUCCAGGAUGGCGGCGCCCAGCGGACCCGCGAGCUGCGAGGACUUCGCCGAGUUCCAGGAGCUGCUCAGGGUGAUGAGGACAAUCGAUGAUAGAAUUGUUCAUGAACUAAACACUACGAUUCCAACAGCUUCCUUUGUGGGGAAAGUUGAUCCUGGCCAGACAUGUAAAGAGCUGUACGAGUCUUUGAUGGAUGCUCACACCAAUAGAGAAAGAAUCAUCAAAAACUGCAUCUCUCAGAGUUCCGCUGUAGUGAAAACUCUCAAAGAAGAGAGGGAAAAGGCCCCUGAAGAUGCAGCAUUAUUAAAGCAACUCAGGAAAGAGCAGACAAAGUUGAAAUUGAUGCAAUCGGAGCUCAAUGUUGAAGAAGUGGUAAACGACAGAAGCUGGAAGGUAUUUAAUGAGCGGUGCCGAAUUCACUACAAGCCUCCGAAGAGUCAAUGAUGAUGUGGGGUAUUUUCCAUCAAGGUGGUCCAUAACUGAGAGCCAAACUGGAAAGAGACCUUGGGUGAGCUGAACUGGGACCCUCCAGAGCCAGUAGAACCCAAUCUUGUUUUGUUUUGGACCUACUUAGCUGAAUUCUCAAGCUUGAAAUGAUUCUCCUGUAAUUAAGAGAAAACAACUCAUCUUUUGUACAAAAUAUGUGAACAAAUGAGUUUUAUAGUAUUAAAACAAUUUUCAAAUGGAAUGCAAAACUGGCAUCUUUCUUGAACUUCCACAGCUUCAGUGGUUCCAGAGGGGAAGAAACAGUAAAACCCAUCCUGAGCAGGGAGGACAAGGCUCUCCCUGUGCUAGUGCCUGCUGAAAUAUCAGUGAAUGUGGUCUUUAUGUGGAAAUAAUCUGCUGAAGUCUGAAAGAAAAUAAAAAUUACAGACUGAUCA